Rotaria sp. Silwood1 is the source of this 1158-nucleotide messenger RNA. NCBI's taxonomy places the organism in Eukaryota, Metazoa, Rotifera, Eurotatoria, Philodinida, Philodinidae. The record is from the annotation of a GenBank genome assembly.
AUGAUAUCGAAAGAGAAGAUUUUUUUUGAAGAAAAUCAAGAUAAAUUGGAAUAUGAUGAUGUUUCUAUUGAACCAUGUGUUUUUAUUUCUCCAGCUGUAUCAACCUUGAGUAUUGAUGAUUUAUCAAUUAAAAAAAGUUCAUUGGAAAAAAAUAUCAGUUGCUUUACUCGUUUUUCUGGUAUAAUCUAUACAUUAACAUCAUCACUUAUUUUUACUUGUACAGCAUUUUCAAUAAAACAAUUAGGUAUUGAUUUACUUGAUGCAUUCUUUUUACGUUUUAUUGUUCAAAUAUCAAGUAUACUUUUAUUUGCACUAUAUAAACAUUAUCCAUUAAUUUCUGGUACAAGUACUCAAAUAUUUUUACAAAUUCUAUGUUGUACAACAGGUGCUGGAUGUUUUGUCUUAUAUUUUUUUGCUGUACGUUAUGUUGAAUUAUCUGAUGUAACAACUAUAUUUUAUACAAGGGUAGUUUGGACAGUUGUUUUUAGUAUUAUUAUUUAUCGAGAACGGCCAUCAAUAGGUUCAUUGAUUGCUUUACCUCUUACUAUAUUUGGUGUUAUUUUUGUUAGUCAACCAAGUUUUUUAUUUUCAUCAACAAAUCCUUCGAUUAUUAUUGUUAAUAGUAAACAUCGUUUACUUGGUCUUUCUCUAGCGUUUGCUAGUGCAUUAGCAUCAUCAGCAAAUGUUCUAUCAUUUAAACAACUUGUUUCAACAUCUAAACCAAUCAAACCAAGUAUAGUUAAUCUUCAGUACUGUGUAGCUAUAUUUAUUUUUCUUACUAUUUAUCAAUCAUAUAAAACAUUUUUUCUUCAUAAUGGUCUCACAUUUAAUUAUAUUCUAUCAUGGCGAUAUUUAUUAGCAUCUAUACUUUGUCUCACUAUGAUUAUCUCAAAUAUUUUAUCACAAACAGCUAUUAAACGUGAACAUCCAGCUAUAUUUUUACUUCUUGCUUCAGCUGAUAUCAUUUUUUCAUUAAUUCUUCAAAAUAUUUUUACAAACAAACGAUCAAAUUUAUUUGCAUUGCUUGGUUCAGCUUUGGUUAUUCUUAGUGUAGUUAUUCUUGGUUUAUCAAAAAUUAUUACUGAACGACGUGCACAAAGGAAAAUUGAAUUGAUGGAUAUUGAAUCUAUGAUCAAUGAUUUUAAAGAAAAAAAAUAA